This is a messenger RNA of Synchiropus splendidus (mandarinfish), 1199 nucleotides long. RefSeq names its product glutamate-cysteine ligase, modifier subunit (gene gclm). The coding region runs from base 218 to 1030 and encodes 270 amino acids. NCBI's taxonomy places the organism in Eukaryota, Metazoa, Chordata, Actinopteri, Syngnathiformes, Callionymidae. Gene Ontology annotation, biological process: glutathione biosynthetic process. The record is from RefSeq and is a predicted model, not a curated record. The transcript has 7 exons. Gene Ontology annotation, molecular function: glutamate-cysteine ligase catalytic subunit binding; enzyme regulator activity. Gene Ontology annotation, cellular component: glutamate-cysteine ligase complex.
UCCAUAUCUGCCGCUUAGCAACCACCAGCCCAGCAGGUCGGUGUGAACAACUGCAAGUCAUCCUGACACCUUCAUUCCUGAGAACUGUCUCCUCCGGGCUGCUGUUCCGGCACCAGUCCUCCGCCCGGAGCCGCGGCAACCACCGUCGUUCCCGAUUCAACGUCGGCGUCCAUGCCACGGUCCUCCUCCACACCAUAGCAACACAGCUAACAACCGCAUGGAUCCUCCAAGGUCUGCGGCUAUGUUCAACCAAGCCAAGAGCCUCCGGCUCCACGCUGGGAACCUGGUGAGCAGAAGUCGGCUGAAGAAGAAGUGUCCGAGUUCCCCUACUGAGGAGCUUCAAGACUGUAUCCAGGCCACACUUAGCGACUGGGUUUCACUCCAGAGGCAACCCACUGAGGAGGUGCCAGACACACUGGACUGCUCCAUUCCAGAGACGACAGAUGUGAUCACGCCUGAGGAGCGGGAGGAGCUUAAAGUUUCAGCCAAGCUCUUCCUGUGUGAGUACAACCAGUCGUCCAUCAGAGACGCCGUGGAGAUGGCCUGUCAGACGCUGAGAGUUUCUCAAAUCGACUCUGUCAUCAUUUCACCACCGGGACCACCAGAGGGCGACAGUCAGACGCUUGCUCACCUCCAGCCAGCGUGGGAGGAACUGCAAGCUCUCGUUCAAAACCAGAAGAUCGCAGCCAUCGGCACAUCCGACCUGGAUAAAGACCUGCUGGAGCAGCUGUACGACUGGGCUCAGGUGAAGCCCAGCAGCAACCAGGUCAACUUGGCAUCGUGCUGUGUGAUGCCCCCUGACCUGACGGCCUUCGCCAAAGAGCGAGACAUCCAGCUGCUCACUCACAACGACCCCAAAGAACUGAUGUCUGCAGCCACCUUCCAAGAGGCUGUGAAGAAUGGAACUGGAGGUCAGAGCAGUGCAGACUGGAGGCUGGAGUGGGUGCUGCGCUACUCCAUCAUCGUCAAGAGCAGAGGCAUUAUCAAGGCCAAGGGCUACCUGCUGGGUGCCAGGAGGGCAAGCCUCUAGUGCCCGUGUGCUGAAGGUCUAUGUAUGGAUGAAGCCAUUCUUCGAUUCAACGUUCACACACACACGCACUCAAAGAUAAGGCAGAUGACCUGAAACCAAAGUUUGUUUUUGGGAGUUCAGAAUCAUGUUGCUGAUGCGAACCAAUUUGGUGUUAUGAACGGGGGAAAAA